Molecule: messenger RNA, 2156 nt
Organism: Anolis sagrei ordinatus
Lineage: Eukaryota; Metazoa; Chordata; Lepidosauria; Squamata; Anolidae
Gene: PHETA2
Product: PH domain containing endocytic trafficking adaptor 2
Biological process (GO): endosome organization; receptor recycling; retrograde transport, endosome to Golgi
Cellular component (GO): early endosome; trans-Golgi network; recycling endosome
Source: RefSeq, a predicted model, not a curated record
AGAGAGGAAAAGAGAAAUCUGGUCUCUCUGAUGCGAGGUUGCUGGAAAACCUGGAUCACCAGAAAGCUGCCCCUGGAGGGUCCUACAUUGGCUAUUCCAGGGACGAUCCCGUGUUCCGGGUUUUGCACUGUAAACAUCCACACCAAUAAUAGCCAGAGUUCAAGAGUGAAAAGGAAGAGGAGAGGAAAAAACUAGUGAUACAACCAAAACGAAAGCAGAGACAAGUAACUGAUGAUCCGAUUGAACCCCGGGCAUUAUAUCUCCAGUAUUUCAGCAAGCUGAAUCUCCACAUUUUUGUACAGACCAACAUUGGUUGCAAAGAGAAAUGAAGUCACUGAAAUAUUCAAGACUUGGAAAUAGCCAGAUAACAACAGAAUCAACAUCAUCGUUCUGCUCUUUUUUAUCUACACAGUCAAUAUCUACACAGUCAAGGAAGUUUACAUCUGCAAAGGCUUGACUCAGUUGGACUCUGUUUUGUCGUGAAUAGAAAUAAAUAAAAAGAUUGAACAGUUUCAUGAAGUGGGCAAGUGCUCAGGUACUGGCCAUUGUCAGAUGUUUCUAGGUAUGAAAAUCAUUUUCUUUGUGGCCAGUUCACUAACAUCAUCUGAUAGAGAUGAAAAAUAAAAGAAAACACUUAUCUGCCAGCCUGUUUUGAUGUCAGCGAUGCGUCAGUAACCUAAUAAAGAAGAAAGAAAGAUUAUUCCUCUAUGAAUUGCUGCAUGAAAGGAAAGCCUCCUGAUGUCUGUGCUGUGAAACGUUUGCUGUUUUUCAGCAGUUCCAGAGUGUAUGUGUUCUAUCUGGAUUAGCAUUCUCUUUCAGGAGCAGGUCUGUACAUUUCCUCUCUCUUCACUCUGCAAAAUAAGAUUAGAAGAUGAAGCUGAAUGAACGUAGCGUGGCACAUUAUGCCACAUGUAACUCUCCAGUAGACCAUACUGGCUUUCUGUGCAAGCGUGUGGAGCGCCACCAUCACCACCAUCACACCACUUCCUACCAUCGCCGCUGGUUCAUCCUGAAGGGCAACUUGCUAUUCUAUUUUGAGGACCGGGAGAGCCGGGAGCCACUGGGUCUAAUUGUGCUCGAGGGUUGCACUGUGGAGCUGUGUGAGGCUGCCGAGGAAUUUGCCUUUGCCAUUUGCUUUGAUGGCACUGGGGGCAAGGCUUAUGUGUUGGUUGCUGAUUGCCAAGCGGCUAUGGAGGCAUGGGUGAAGGCACUGUCUCGGGCCAGCUUCGAUUACAUGAGGCUAGUAGUUAAGGAACUUGAAAAACAACUGGAGGAGGCCCGGAAGAGUUUAGUCACCUGCCACAAAUUACCCAAGAAAGCCACCUCUGUGCGCAAGAGACAUCUCUCCAAUCCUGCCAUGGUACCAGUCAAGGAGAACUCUGUCAUCUUAGAGAAUGGGUCUUCCACAUGGGAUAGUGCCUGCACUUUUCCAGAUGUUGUCUCUUUGGACCACGAUGGGGGACAUUUAAAACCUCCUCCAUUACCUCCACGUCGAAAACCCACCAGCAGCAAUGUGAGUGGAAGCUUCACUCCUGGUCUUGCUUCUCCAGGGCAAGAAAGUCCUGUGUCUCCUGAGACAACGUGUUUCUCAAAAUUGCAUGAUUGGUAUGGUCAGGAGAUUGCAGAGGUGAGAAAGGAAUGGCUGGAGAGUCCAAAGAGAGGAGAAAGGUGGUAAGAAAAGGGCCUACUUUUGAAGUGGAUUUUUCUUUUUUUAGAAAAAAUGGAUACCAGCCUCAUUUUUCCGGCAUUCUUGCUGCCCUUAUGGAUUGUUCUUCCAAGCAACAGAGUUGCCAAAGAAUUCAUAUUUAUCUCUGGAAUAUUUAAUUGCAGUUAAAAGUAUACUGUGGGUUAGCCAUGUCCCCAGUGAAGUAUUUCUUGUUAAUCAUGAGAUGGCCACAAUAUCCCAAAGAAUUAUGCAUUGUCUGUAACUCAAGUAGAAGCUAUCAUAUAUUUUCAGACAUUGACUGAGACUCAAAAUAGUGCUGUGGUUCUCUAUUUUGAAAUCUCUGCUUCUUGAUAUAUGAGAGGAAUCUGUGUAUCGCCAUCCUUUCUCUUGUGUCCUACAAUGUCUAUAUAUUGCAGUUGCUUUGAGAUUUAUUGUUGAGAAAAGUACACUAUGAAUUGUGCAGCAUGGUAAAUAUAUUCACUCACAAGAA